Messenger RNA from Cryptomeria japonica (Japanese cedar), 1818 nucleotides. RefSeq lists its product as uncharacterized. The record is from RefSeq and is a predicted model, not a curated record. Lineage: Eukaryota; Viridiplantae; Streptophyta; Pinopsida; Cupressales; Cupressaceae. Gene Ontology annotation, biological process: proteolysis. Gene Ontology annotation, molecular function: dipeptidyl-peptidase activity; serine-type exopeptidase activity. Bases 55 to 1623 code for a protein of 522 amino acids. The transcript is spliced from 10 exons.
GAACAGUCGUGUAAAAUUUGCCAACUCUAAAUUGGUUUUGUUCUAUUUCUCUGUAUGUGUUUUGUUUUCAGUGCAGAGGAAUACCAAAUGGAAUUCCACGCAUUGAAUUUUGGAUUGCUGUGUACAAUUCUACUUGUGAUUGGCAGCAUUUUGGAUGGAGGCUGUGCUUUGGGACUUCAUGGUGGGCAAAGUGGGAUGCUCAGGAAUAACCGACUGCGUGGUACUUAUCUUGAGAAGUUAAAGAGAUUUCGAAUCACUAAUUCUUAUGAUUCAAAUAUAAGUGUGUCUUCAUACGAGGCAUACAACUAUACCCAAAUUCUAGACCAUUUUGGGUACACACCAGAGAGCUAUCAAACCUUUCCCCAGAGAUAUUUCAUAGACAAGUCAAAUUGGGGUGGCGCUCAGAACAAUUCUCCCAUAUUUGUAUGGUUGGGUGAGGAAUCUAGCAUUACGUCAGAUUUAGACACAGGCAUCCUCGUUGAUCAGGCUCCUAAUUUCAAAGCUCUAGUGGUCUACAUAGAGCACCGUUAUUAUGGGACGUCAAUGCCAUUCGGGGGAAGGAAGGAGGCGUAUGCAAAUUCGAGCACAAUGGGUUAUUUCACAUCCACGCAGGCCUUGGCCGAUUAUGCGACCGUCAUUGUCGAUUUGAAGAAAACAUUAAACGCUGAGAAUUGUCCAGUUGUAGUGUUUGGUGCAUCCUAUGGUGGAAUGCUAGCUGCAUGGUUUCGCCUAAAGUAUCCACAUCUAACAAUUGGGGCCUUCGCAUCAUCUGCACCUAUCCUUUACUUCGACGACAUAACUCCAACUUAUGGUUAUGGCAGUGUUGUCACCAAAGAUUUCAGAAAUGCAAGCGAGAUCUGCUGCAGAAGAAUUAAUGAAUCAUGGGAUAUGAUGGACAAAAUUGCAUCUAUCCCUCAAGCCCUGCUAAACCUAAGCAAACUAUUCAACACUUGCGAAAAUAUUACGGAUAUGGGUGCCCUGUACGAUGUGCUUGAAUACAUGUACGAGACUGCAGCACAGUACAAUUUUCAACAAGUUGAAGAAAUCUGCGAAGCCAUCAACAGCCUACCGGAAGAUGCAGACACUGUUAGCAGAAUAGCUGCUGCAGCAAAAUUAUCACAUUUAGCCAGACCAUGCUUGGAUUUGAGUCCAAUCAGUUAUCCCGGAUGGCACUGGCAGACUUGCACUGAAAUGGUGUUGCCAAUAAGCAAUCCUCCUGGCACCACAAUGUUACGGCCCUCCUACUUUGAUAUCGAGUCCUACUCAAGGGAUUGCUACCUUACGUACGGAGUCAUGCCACGCCAACACUGGGCAACAACUGAAUUCGGAGGACAUGACAUUAAAAAAGUAUUGAAAGAUUUUGGAAGCAAUAUCAUUUUCUCCAACGGCUUAAGAGAUCCAUAUAGCAGUGGAGGUGUCUUGUUCAAUUUAUCUGAAAGCAUUGUAGCCAUCGUCACCGAAGAGGGAACGCAUUGUGAAGAUAUUGCAGCAAGAGCCAGUAAAGAUCCAGUGUGGCUGAAAGAACAAAGACUAAAAGAGAUCAUGAUCAUCCAUAAAUGGAUUGAUGAUUACAAUAGCCAAUUUGAACUGUUUAUAAAUGGGGAUGAACAUCUAGACGUUUAAAAGAGUCCAAUUCAAAUUACGGUAUCACGUAAUUCUUCAUGGUGAAUGUAAUGUAGUAUAUGCACUAUGUCAUCUUAUAACCUUGUGGUUAAUGUAAACAUCCAGCGUACGUCGUGGACAGACUAAUUAGCAAUUAUUUAAUUUUGUGUUCGUAAUAUAUAGUUUUGAAAUAAACUUUCGUUACACAUUUUUCAA